Messenger RNA from Sphenostylis stenocarpa, 339 nucleotides. Lineage: Eukaryota; Viridiplantae; Streptophyta; Magnoliopsida; Fabales; Fabaceae. The record is from the annotation of a GenBank genome assembly.
AUGUGCAUUACAGGUCUUAAGGAAGAUGGAACAAAUAUCAUUGCUAAUUCUCUCCAUCCAGGAGCCACACUUUCCACUGAUAUUUACACUCACAAUUCCAUUUUAGCAGCUGCACUGAAAAUUCUACGGUCAUCUGGAAUUGAAAAUAUACUGAAAUUGUUGGCGAAAAAUGUGCAGCAAGGAGCAUCAACAACAUGUUAUGUAGCAUUGCACCCACAAGUGAAUGGAAUCAGUGGCAAAUAUUUUGUAGAUAAUAAUAUUGCAGAACCAUCCUCUCAUGGAAAGGACAUGGACUUGGCUAAAAAAUUGUGGGAUUUCAGCAUAAAUUUGACAAAAUAA